AUGCACUCUCCCGAGGAAGGGAAAACAAAUGACAAGUAUAAAAUCGUGCGAGAAUUCGCGAAGUUAGUCCGGAAUCAUUACACAACCACAUCAAAGAGUCAGAACCCUCAGCAGUUUCGUAAAGCAAUGAAAAACAUUGCGUCCUAUCUCUGCGACGGUUCCCAACAUGAUUCCCACGAGUUAUUGAAUUUUGUGCUCCAAGGGAUUGAAGAGGAGCUUAACAAGCCGCAAGAGGGAAUAAAGUCUGUGGAGAGCAACUACAUUCCUCAAUUGCCCGAAAGCGACGAGACGGAUUCCCUAAUCUACGACAAAUCGGUAGAAUGGUGGGACCACUACAAGGCCUGCAACAGCAACUACCUCACGGACGUGCUCUACGGCGAGAUCUGUAACCGCAUCCAGUGUACCAAGUGCAAAAAAGUACUCAUUUCGCUCUCCACUGAUCCGCAGUGCAUCUACAACUACUCCGCCUUCAACACUCUCUACGUCCCCGUCCAGAAGAACUCCGUGACGCUCAAACUCACGCUGGUUCUGCAGCUCUAUUCGCAGAAAGAAGACGUGGUGAACCUUCUCUACUUCACUCUCCCGCUCUCUGUGAAGUCCAGCGACCCCAUUAAGGUUCUGGACAUGCGGCUGCGAGACCAGCUCUGCAAGCAGAGCGACUCCUUCCAUGAAUCCUCCAUCGAUUUUUCGGAAUUCCUAAAAUGUAGCCGAAUUGUGUACUUGUUACGAAAGCAGGUGAAAGGGAAUAUUGAAGUAUGGGUCCGGUUUGAAUCAUGA
This is a messenger RNA of Blastocystis hominis, 777 nucleotides long. RefSeq lists its product as hypothetical. Gene Ontology annotation, molecular function: cysteine-type deubiquitinase activity. The coding region runs from base 1 to 777 and encodes 258 amino acids. The record is from RefSeq and is a predicted model, not a curated record. NCBI's taxonomy places the organism in Eukaryota, Bigyra, Opalinata, Blastocystidae. The transcript is spliced from 3 exons. Gene Ontology annotation, biological process: protein deubiquitination.